GUAAUCAAACUCAAUUUUGAAGAAUUUGACUUGGAGAGAGGAUAUGAUACAUUAACUGUGGGAGAUGGAGGCCAGGUUGGAGACCAGAAAAGUGUGCUUUAUGUUUUAACAGGUACAACCGUCCCUGAUCUGAUUGUCAGCACUCAACACCAGAUGUGGCUCCUCUUCCAGACUGAUAGCGUGAGGAACCUACUAGGGUUCAAAGCAACCUAUGAAGAAAUUGACCAGGGAAGCUGUGGAGAUCCUGGAAUGCUAGCAUAUGGCAAGAGAGAAGGGUCAACAUUUCGCCACGGAGACUCGUUGACAUUUGAAUGCCAGCCUGCAUUUGAACUGAAGGGGCAGAAAACGAUCACUUGUCAAAAAAGUAGCCAGUGGUCUUCUCAGAAACCAGUCUGUGUUUCCUUCAGACACAAUGAGUGUCCUGAUCCAGGAGUGCCGGUCAAUGGGAAGCGCUUUGGUGAUAGCCUCCAACUUGGCAGCUCAGUCUCUUUCCUAUGUGAUGAAGGCUUCAUAAGGACCCAUGGCUCAGAAACAGUCACCUGUGUCUUGAAAGAAGGCAAUGUAGUUUGGGAUAAUGCAGUCCUGAGAUGUGAAGCUCCCUGUGGUGGCCACCUGACCUCGCCAAAUGGAAUGAUCCUGUCUCCAGGGUGGCCGGGAUUCUACAAGGACUCUCUCAACUGUGCAUGGGUCAUUGAAGCUCAACCAGGGUACCCAAUCAAAAUCACAUUCGACAGGUUUAAAACGGAGGUGAAUUAUGACACGCUGGAAGUGCGUGAUGGCAAAUCCUACUCAUCUCCCUUGAUUGGAGUUUAUGAUGGGACUCAGGUCCCCCAGUUCCUCAUCAGCACCAGCAAUUUCCUCUACCUGCUCUUCACCACAGACAAAAGUCACUCAGACGUUGGCUUUCAGAUCCACUAUGAAACGGUAAAGCUCCAGUCUGAUCACUGCUUGGAUCCAGGGAUUCCGGUCAAUGGGCUACGAUAUGGGAAUGAUUUCUAUGUGGGGGCCCUGGUGUCUUUCGGCUGUGAUCCAGGGUAUACCUUGAGCGAUAGUGAAGCUCUGGAAUGUGAACCAAAUUUUCAGUGGAGCAGGCCACUUCCAAGCUGUGAAGCUCUCUGUGGAGGCUACAUUCAAGGAUCAAGUGGCACUGUGUUAUCCCCAGGCUUUCCAGAUUUCUACCCCAAUAAUUUAAACUGCACUUGGGUUAUAGAAGCUUCUCAUGGCAAAGGUGUUUUCUUCACUUUCCACACUUUCCACUUGGAGAGUGGUCACGACUACCUGUUGAUCACUGAAAAUGGCAGCUUCACCCAGCCUCUGAAACAGCUCACUGGUUCCCACCUGCCUGCUCCUUUCAGCGCUGGCCUCUUUGGGAAUUUCUCUGCUCAGAUCCGCUUCAUCUCUGACUUCUCCAUUUCUUAUGAAGGCUUCAACAUCACUUUUUCAGAAUAUGACUUAGAACCUUGUGAUGAGCCCGAAGUGCCGAUCUACAGCAUCCGCAAAGGUCUUCAGUUUGGCGUGGGGGACAUCUUGACUUUCUCCUGCUUCCCUGGGUACCGACUGGAAGGUGUCUUCAGCAUUACUUGCCUGGGCGGUCGACGGCGUGUGUGGAGUUCGCCACUGCCAAGGUGUGUUGCGGAAUGUGGUUCCUCUGUGACGGGGACUCAGGGUGUUCUCCUAUCUCCAAAUUAUCCCCUAAACUACAACAGCUACCACGAAUGUAUCUAUUCCAUCCAGACGCAGCCAGGAAAAGGAAUUCAGCUCAAAGCCAGGGCGUUCAGUUUGGAAGCUGGAGAUGUCCUCAAGAUUUAUGAUGGCAACAAUAACUCGGCUCGCCUGCUGGGCUCCUUCAGCCGUGCCGAGAUGUUGGGUCUUAAUGUCAACAGCACUUCCAGCUCGAUGUGGCUUGAAUUCAUCACAGAUGGAAAUGGCACGGAUCAAGGUUUUGAGUUGCAGUUUUCUAGUUUUGAUUUAAUCAAGUGUGAGAACCCUGGUAUCCCGCAAUUUGGCUAUAAAGUCCACGAUGAGGGACAUUUUGCAGGCAGCUCUGUCUCUUUCAAUUGUGACCCUGGCUACACAUUACGCGGAAGCCGUGGGCUUACUUGCUUGACUGGAGAGCGAAGAUCCUGGGACCAGCCUCUCCCCACCUGCGUAGCUGAGUGUGGGGGCAGCAUUCGAGGUGAGUCUUCAGGAAGAAUCCUGUCUCCAGGGUUUCCAACGCCCUAUGAUCACAAUCUCAACUGUGUCUGGACAAUUGAAGCAGAGGCGGGUUGCACAAUAGGACUCCACUUCAUAGUUUUCCAUACAGAGGACUUCCAUGACGUUUUGAGGAUCUGGGAUGGGCCAGUGGAGAAGAGCAUCCUCCUGAAAGAAGUUAGUGGUUCUGUCUUGCCCAAUGAUGUCCACAGCACCUUCAACCUGGUGGUCCUUCAGUUCAACACGGACUUUUUCACCAGCAAACAGGGAUUUGCCAUUCAGUUUUCAGUGUCCACCGCCACCUCCUGCAAUGACCCUGGGAUUCCACAAAACGGGAGUCGGAGCGGUGACAGCAAGGAGGCAGGAGACAACAUCAUCUUCCAGUGUGAUCCAGGAUACACCUUGCAGGGGGACGCCAAGAUCAGCUGUAUGCAGAUUGAGAACAGGUUCUUCUGGCAGCCUGACCCACCCACCUGCAUAGCACCUUGUGGUGGGAUCCUGGCAGGACCUUCCGGGGUUAUCUUGUCCCCCGGUUACCCAGAGCCUUACCCUCCAGGAAAAGAGUGCGAUUGGAAGCUGACUGUCUCCCCGGAUUAUGUCAUUGCUCUGGUGUUUCAAACGUUUAAUUUGGAACCCGGGUAUGAUUUCCUGCACAUCUAUGAUGGGCCCAGCUCACUUAGUCCCCUGAUUGGGAGUUUCUAUGAUACCCAAGUCCCAGAGAGGAUUGAGAGCAGCAGUAACAACCUCUUCCUGGCCUUCCGCAGUGAUGCUUCUGUCAGCAACACAGGAUUUGUCAUCCAUUACACAGAAAACCCCAGAGAAUCCUGCUUUGAUCCAGGUCUAAUUAAGAAUGGGACUCGAGCUGGAAGUGAGCUGAAGCUGGGCUCCACAAUCACAUACUACUGUGACAGUGGUUAUAUGAUUGAAGGGGUGUCCACUGUGACGUGUGUCAUGGGAGGAGAUGGGAAACCUGUGUGGAACAAGCCAAGGCCCAUGUGCACAGCACCAUGUGGAGGUCAGUACACGGGGUCGGAUGGUGUCGUCCUGUCCCCCAACUACCCUCAGAACUACACCAGUGGACAAGUGUGCCUGUAUUUCAUCGUUGUGCCCAAAGAUUAUGUGGUAUUUGGCCAGUUUGCCUUCUUCCAGACAGCUCUCCAUGACAUCAUUGAAGUACAUGAUGGUCAAAACCAACAUUCCCGCCUCCUCAGUUCUCUCUCUGGUUCUCAUACAGGUGAAUCAUUGCCUCUGGCUACCACCAACCAAAUAUUGAUCAAAUUCAGUGCCAAAGGGCAGGCCACAGCCAAAGGUUUCCAUUUUGUCUAUCAAGCGGUUCCACGAACCAGUGCCACCCAGUGCAGUUCGGUGCCAGAGCCCCGCUACGGGAGACGGAUUGGCAGCGAUUUCUCGGUGGGGGCUAUGAUCCAGUUUGAGUGUAUUGCUGGAUAUGCCCUCAAAGGGUCCCACAGCAUUGAAUGCCUGACGAUGCCUGGAACUCUGGCCCAGUGGAACACUUCGGUGCCUACUUGUCUUGUGCCUUGUGGUGGAAACUUAACAGAGCGAAAAGGCACCAUUUUGUCCCCUGGAUUCCCUGAGCCCUACUUGAACAGCCUCAACUGUGUGUGGAAAAUAACGGUCCCUGAAGGCGCUGGGAUUCAGAUUCAAGUGAUCAGUUUUGUCACAGAACAGAACUGGGAUUCACUAGAAGUCUUUGAUGGAGGGGACAACACAGCCACCAUGUUGGGCAGCUUCUCAGGUACCACUGUCCCAGCCUUGCUCAACAGUACCUCUAACCAGCUCUAUUUGCACUUCUACUCCGACAUCAGUGUCUCUGCUGCUGGAUUUCACCUGGAGUACAAAACUGUGGGUCUCUCCAGCUGCCCAGAACCUGCUGUCCCCAGUAAUGGCUUGAAAAUUGGUGAAAGAUACCUGGUGAAUGAUGUGGUCUCCUUUCAGUGUGAGCCAGGAUAUGCUCUCCAGGGACACUCUCAUAUUUCCUGCAUGCCUGGAACUGUGCGACGCUGGAACUAUCCACCUCCACUUUGUAUAGCCCAGUGUGGAGGAAUCUUAGAAGAGAUGGAAGGUGUCAUCCUGAGCCCUGGCUUUCCUGGAAACUACCCUAGCAACAGUGAUUGUACCUGGAAGAUAUCCUUUACUGUGGGAUUUG
Molecule: messenger RNA, 4360 nt
Organism: Protobothrops mucrosquamatus (brown spotted pit viper)
Lineage: Eukaryota; Metazoa; Chordata; Lepidosauria; Squamata; Viperidae
Product: CUB and sushi domain-containing protein 2-like
Exons: 29
Source: RefSeq, a predicted model, not a curated record